UCAGAGUGGCGCCUUCGCAGUUGGCGCGGGAGUUUGUCUUGAAAAAACCGACGGUACUUGGCAGCUCAUUUUGUCACGACAGCGGCGAGACAGUUGUGUCAUUCAUUUUGCAUAUUAGAGUUUGAACGGGAACUGUGUCGUGGGAAGUGAUGAGAUUUCUCCAGGUGCCUAGAGGUAGACGGAGAAGUGAAAUGGAAUCGAUUCGAAAUUUUCGUCGCACGGGUUUUCCCGAGGAGAGUUCGAGCUUCUGAAUGAAGUCGAGCUUUUCUCUUACCUGCACUCCAUGGCGAGCGAAAGCUCGAAUCGCAGUGAGCAGUUAUGGAUUCCUCUGCCUACACUGCCGCGAAUAUCUGUCGUAUCCAGCUCGCGCGCUCGAUUGGCACACCGCAGACCGAUUUCAAUUUCACUGCCUGUCAAAGCGCCGAGCUCAUCUCCUCAGUUGGGUGGAGAGAGCUCCGAUGUCUUGAAUCCUUCCCAACAACAAUUUCCUUUCGCACGCCCCGCCGAAGUCAGUCAAGUUGUCCCUCUCAUUGCUUCUCUGCCUGCCUCUGUCUCGAUUUCUGAGAAUCGUUUAGGUUCAGUAGAUUCUGCAAGAGGUUUUCUAAAAAACUGUGAGCGGUCCGAUCCAUUGGCCGCAUUUUCGGCUGGCGGAUCUCCUUUGGAAAAUACUGAGGAUACGUCAGUCUCAUCAGUCCUUGACGAUAAUACUGGCAAUGACUGCUUAGAUGGUAACACUGGGCUAGUCCCUUCUAGUGAGACUGGAUCAGCUAAACUCUGCGACGUUUCCAGUAUAAAAUCUCAGGAGGAGCCGUCGGAGGGUCUCUCUUCUUCUUGUGCUUUUGUGGUGGAUUCCGUUAUUCAAAAGCAGCAAGGAACGAGCGUGCAGGAACUGUUGCUAAUUGAGUCCAACGCUCUGAUAGAUUGUGGAGAGGCUGGAAAUUUUAUUCAGUGUUACGAUCCACUACUGCCCUGUGCUGAUCAAGCUGCACGCUGUGAAGACAUUGCAUCAUCGGUGCAGAAUUCGACGCUGGACGUGGAGGUAGCUGAAUUGAAUAAUAAAAUAGGGCUCAAUUCUGAAGAAAGCGAACCUGAGGAAGGCCAGCUUCCAGGGGAAUGGAGUGGAAGUGAUGACUCGGUAGAACAUAGAAGUCCGAAUUGUGAUGUAAAUGAAAAUUAUAGCACUAUCUCUCUCGCUGGAGAAGAAGAUUUUGCAGCUCCGCUAGUGGCAGUGUGUACGCAGACACAGUUUCGAUCCGAAGAAAAUUCUUCUCUUCCUGGCUCUUUAAAUUCAGGAUACACAGCACUACCGAGCAGAAUGACAGAAACGGCCAAGAAGAAGAAGAAGAAGAAACACAAGAAAGGGGAAGGAUCUAAGAAAAGAGCUAGAGAAAAAUCAAGUCAAAAGUAUAAAGAGUUGAAAAGCAAGAAGCUCAAAUCCAUUGCUGGUGAGCACCUAGGUAAGUCUCUGGUCGAAAGACUCGGACAGAGUGAGAACCCUGAUUUGCAGAACGUAAAGAGGGACAGUGCAGAAACUGAAAAUCAAGAGUCCAAGACUCAGAAAAGUAGCAGCUCAAGGGACGUGCUCGAAGAAGGCGAAAUUUCUGAGCCCACCCAGAUCAGCAAUGGCAUACUGUUUUCUCUUGUUGAAGAUGAAGUAGGUCUGUGGACUACAGAUGAUAUCGACGAUCAGUUGGUUGCUCAGAUGGAAGAAGAUGGUGCUGUGAAGAAAAAACGUGGACCAGAAACUGCUGAGCGAAUGCUGAAGAGAAAGAUUGCAAAGCGCAAGAAACGAGCGCAGAAAGAAAGAGAAUUAGGAAUUAGGCGACCCCCACGGAAUUACGUGAGCAAGCCUGUAAAAGUGCUUUGCACACACUUUAUGAAGGGGCGAUGUGCAAAGGGUGAGAACUGCACGUUUUCACACGAUGGGGUACCAUUGACAAAGCAAGAGCCCUGUAAAUUUUUAAUGAGUCACUCAUGCCUUAAAGGAGACGAUUGUCCCUAUUCUCACGACCUCAAGGCUUUUCCUUGCAAAUUUUUUCAUACGCGAGGCUUAUGCUAUGACGGGGACAGCUGUCUUUUCUCUCAUGGGCCGAUAAGUGAAGAAGCACGCGAGAAGAUACUCAAGCGUGUUGAGAAGGAAAAGAAGGAACGUGCCAGUAAUGGCUGUGGACUUGAAAUACCGACACCUUUAUUUUCAUCUCCUUUGCCUGCAGAGGAUGAUCCUGAUCCUUUAGGGUGGGGAACCUCAAACUCAUGCCCUAGUUUCGACGUGGAUUUACCGCAAGGAAGACCAGGAAUAAUUGAACUAUCACGUGACUACAUUGGUGAAGCUGGAUGCGGGGAUCUUGUUGAGAAUAGCCAUCAUGCUUACAGCAACUUGGAGACUUCAUCUUACCCGGGAGUAAAUUUCGCACAAGAUAUCUCUCUUUAUGAUUCUCAUCUUCCUGGUAAGGACAACAGAGAUGAAAAGCUCGAUUAUGUAGGUGAGAAAUGCAGUAGCUCGCAGCAGACCACAUUCUCAACCGCUACUCUUGAUGCAGCCGAGACGGAUCUAACUUCAUCCAGGGAAGUUUCUGCGCUGAAUACAGCAGGACCUCUGUUUCCGUUUCAGAGGGGAUGUGUGUUUGAAAAUGGAGUUCUCGAGCAUAAGAAGUCAGUUCCAAGUUUGACGCAAACCACAGAAAGUAGAAAGCUUACCAUAGAGAAUCUCUUGGGUGAAGUUUUGAGACACUGAAUACAAUAUUUCAUAAUUUUGUACAUCAUUUUACAUCAAGUGCC
Molecule: messenger RNA, 2778 nt
Organism: Marchantia polymorpha subsp. ruderalis
Lineage: Eukaryota; Viridiplantae; Streptophyta; Marchantiopsida; Marchantiales; Marchantiaceae
Source: the annotation of a GenBank genome assembly